CAUAAUUCCGUCCAAGUACUUGCAAUUGCUUUCAACACACCGAGUUGAAUGUUCUAGUUACCAUUUUCUCAACAAAUAAUUAAUGGAGGCAUUCUUGGACGAGUUUCAACAUCUUAAAAUCCAACUCAAAGAGGUAAAGUCAGCCACCGGAAACUUUGAUGACAGCAACAUAAUUGGGAGAGGUGGAUUUGGGAAGGUGUACAAAGGAGUACUCUCUCUCCCUAAGGGACAAAGCAUGGUUGCUUUUAAGCGUCUAGAUCGUAACUAUGGGCAAGGUGACCCUGAGUUCUGGAAAGAGAUCCUGAUGCUUUCUCGUUACACACAUGAAAAUCUCAUAUCUCUCUUGGGAUUUUGUGACGAAGAUGGUGAGAAGAUCCUGGGAUACGAGCAUGCAUAUCAUGGAAGCCUUGAUCGUCAUUUAAGCAACACUACUCUCACAUGGAGUCAUCGUCUCAAAAUAUGCCUUGGGGCUGCGACCGGAUUGUGCUACCUUCAUGAUCCCAAGGAGACACGAGAAAGAGUUCUACAUCGUGAUAUUAAAAGUUCCAACAUCUUACUGGAUGAGAAUUGGAAUGCUAAAAUUUCUGACAUGGGAUUGUCGAAAAUUGGACCUGCAAAUCAGAAACACACAUUUCUAGUGUCCAAUGCUGUUGGUACGUUUGGAUAUGUAGAUCCGAUGUGUGUGGAGAUGAGCAUCCUAACUAAAGAGUCAGAUGUAUAUUCUUUUGGCGUGGUCUUGUUUGAAGUGUUGUGUGGGAGACUAUGUUUUGAAAAUAACAAUAAUCAUUUUCAGAGUUUAGUGCCAAUGUGGAAAAAGAGUUUCAAACAAAAAAAGUUAGAUGAAAUCAUCUUUGAAGAUCUAAAACAUCACAUUGGUAUGAGGUCAUUGGAAACAUUUUCAGACAUUGCCUAUCGAUGUUUGCAGAAAUCUCGUGAAAAACGACCAAAGAUGUCUCAUGUUGUGGAAAAACUUGUGAUUGCACUUUGGUUUCAGGAGAUUUCCGAAGAGGUGGAACAACCAUUCGACUAUGAAGAUAUGAGUAAAACUGCGGCACCUCCUUUGCUCUACAGAUCCAAAGAGGAACUAAAGUUGCUUCUCUCCGAAGGAAUCUUCGUCAAUGGGGGCAAAACGUGGUUUUCGUUAGAUAAGAAUGGAAAUCACCUCGAAAUGAUACCUGCAGCAGAAUGUUUGAUUCCUAUUGACGUAGUACCUCCUGUGCGUGCUAAUUAUGAUCGAGAUAAAGCAAUAUAUAAAGAGGUCUACACUAUGCCGUAUUGUUCUAAAUUUAAAACACAUGUGAGAACACAAUUUUUGUCACUAAAUAUCACAUACACAGUAAACCUUGUGUGUAGUCUUGGCUCGAAAAGUAAGGAAUAUGUAGGAGUUGAUUACAUAUUGGCUGGGGAGACAAAAUCAUCGACUGCAUACUUUGCACAUAAGAGAGAAGAUGGGCAUCUGAUGGCUGAAUUGUAUCAGUUUACUAGCGACAGGAGAAAUGUUGAUCAUGAAAUUACAUUUGAAUGCCAAAAACCAUUGGCAGUAGAAGGCAUCGAAUUUCGGCCUCAGGAGAGAGUGGAGUAUCAAGUGUUAGAAGAAAAGGAGGUGGAUAUACAAACCAAAUCACAUUCCGACACAAAUUGGGAAAAAAAUUUGCCAAGUGAUCAUCAAGACAUCAUCAAGUGUUCAAAAGAUAGUCUACAAUGGACAACAAAGAAGGAACUCUACUAUAUUCUUUGCAAAGGGUUCCCAAUCAAUGAUGGUGAAGAGUGGUUUUCACUUGAAAAAAAUGGGAAGAAAUGUCAUAUGCUAUCGGCAAGAAUGGCUUUAGGAAUACGAGAUUGGAAAUGGAGGUCAUCACCUGAUUCGAGAUUUGGGAAAGUGGCUUUUGGUCCUCGUGGCGGCUUUUGGAUAGACUGCAGACCCAAAAUGUUGUCACCUCAAACAACAUAUGCAAUUUACCUUGUUUACAAGUUGGAAGAAAACCAUUAUGGAUUUGAGCCUCCUGUUCAUAAAAAACCCCACAACCCAUUGGAUAGACCCAAAAGGAAAGGUCGUCCACAACAAAGGAAUGAUGGUUGGUUGGAAGUACAAGUAUGGGAAUUUCAAACUGGUACUACAAUUAAUGAGAUUAACAAGUAUCUUCGAUUGACCCUUUCUGAAAAUGAGUCGCUUAAAGGGCUUAUUGUGGAAGGCAUCGAGUUUAAACCAACAUAG
Lactuca virosa is the source of this 2215-nucleotide messenger RNA. The record is from the annotation of a GenBank genome assembly. NCBI's taxonomy places the organism in Eukaryota, Viridiplantae, Streptophyta, Magnoliopsida, Asterales, Asteraceae.